GGGUAUAAAAGUGCAUGUUUUCUUCAACAGAAUCAUCAGUAAUCGGAGGAAACUUAUCAAAGUGUUAUCUAAGUUUAGCUCCUGUUUUUGAACAAGACAUUCAUUUGAUCCAGCAUUAAUUACAAAAAAUAAAAUCGCGAACACGUGGAGAAUAUUCUUGAUCUGAGCAAUCAAUCAGUGUUGAAGAAAUGAUUAAAUUUGCGGCUAUCAUUGCAAUGAUGUGUGGAUUCAGUGUUUCUUACACGAUUCCGACUCAAAAUGCAUUCCUCAAUUAUCAACAACCAAUGGCGAUCAGAUCCACCCAACGUACAAUGUAUGGACUACACUUACUAAAUCAACAAUUUCGGAACCAGCGAGUAGCUGCCUUUCUCGAAGAACAUCCAAACGACGUCGAUGGUGCUGAUUAUCCGGUUCAAAGCCCGAAUGUAGAGUCCGUGGCAGAAGCGUACCCAUCAGAACAGUUCCCUGUAGAAGACGAACCUCAACCAGAAGUCCCAGCUUUUGAUGAGCUUGAAACAGAAGAUUCAGUCGAUGAUGAGCCUGCAGCUUCUGCAUCUGAUCCGGCUUUCGAAUCAGGUUCAAUUCCGGAAAAGAAGAUCGAAAAUCUUCCAGAUACAGCUGAUGCCACAGAAGAGGAGGAACAAGAAACUCAGGUCGUGCGACGCCGUACAUCAUCGAAGUCUACUGGUGCAAAUGCAUACUUCCCGAUCAACUUUGGAAACGUUCAAGGUGGAGCCAUUGCCGUUGCCAAUUCUUACAGUACCGGAAAUAGUGGAUCAUCCAUCAGUACUGCCAAAGCCUACGGAAGUCUUGUAAAUGCUGAGCUGAGGAGAAGCUCUUUGGUACAGCUGAGAAAGAAAUCCGCCAAGCUUCGUGGUCGACAGUAUUAAAUUAGUGUAAUAAUAAAUCAAAGCAUCUUUUCAGUCCAAUCAUGUAUCAUAUCAUAAAUCAUUUACA
Armigeres subalbatus is the source of this 957-nucleotide messenger RNA. RefSeq lists its product as uncharacterized. The transcript has 3 exons. NCBI's taxonomy places the organism in Eukaryota, Metazoa, Arthropoda, Insecta, Diptera, Culicidae. Bases 189 to 890 code for a protein of 233 amino acids. The record is from RefSeq and is a predicted model, not a curated record.